AUGGCGCUAGCAAGCAACGGAAAAAGAAGUUUUCAUAAUGACCAUCGUAAGAACGAAAUGAAAAGAUCCCCGAUCUUUCAGAACUGUUCUUUCAGACUACGCCGCCGGCGACAGUUUGAAUAACUUCUCGAAAGUUCAUCGUAACAGUCGCGAAGAGAAUCAUCUGAACGUGGAAAUGGUGGAGAGGGACUCCGUGGUCGGAAACGGAAACGCAGAACGUCGUUUCUUGGGAGGAUUGAUCGGAAACAAGGAGCUGGGCAUGAUGACCGUUAUCGCGGUCGCUUUGUACCUGAUCAACGGCGAGUAUGCUCAAGUGGGUCAGUCCGGAAACUUCCGGAAUAUGAAUGUUUCUUAAAGAUACUGUCCACUGCUGUGACUUCGGUCCCUCCAGCCGUCUUCUCCUAUCGAGUUCUGAUGAAUCGGAAGACGUCGAAGGACGGAUACGUCAGUUCGACAUUCUCUAGUUCUCUAGAUUCAUUAAUUCUUUUCAGCAUUCCAUUCUCUUCUACUGGACUCUCUACGGUAUUCUCACCGUCAUCGACCAGUUCGUCGGGACCGCGCAAGGAUACAACCUACUCAAAAGUGGUGUGCUCGGCGCCGUCUUCCUCCACGCAGUCCGUCUCAACCCCUCUUCGAUUCCUCGUUCCUGGAUGGACGAUCAAGCGACUGCUGAGAUCCUCUCCUCGAUUUUCUCCCGCUAUGAUUCUCGGGGUUUCAUCAAGAAGACAGACUCGUCUCAUUUCGUCCCCAACUCUCCAACACCAACUCAUUUCUCGGACGAUGAGACCAUUUACGAACUGUCGACGUCUUCUGAUCUGGAAGAGAAUGCGAUGGACGUCAGCACUGCUGUCAGUUUCUUGCCUUCUCCUUCCAUGCAAACCACUCAGAAGAUGUCGCCCGACUACGUGUGCAAGACGGCGACGCCGCAAACGAUGCAAGUGGAGAAUGAAGCGACGGAGCCUCCGUCGACCAUCAGAAUGCGUCCGAAGAUGCAGCAGCAGUACGAGACGAUGUCGGCGAUGACGAUGACUGUGAGCGGGGCGCCCGACAUUGUGACGGUCCCCGCGGAUCGCCUCGUUUUCUCAUCGGACAAUCGCUCGGCUCAGAUUCAAGUCACCAACGUUUCGCCCCUUCACAUCAUGUUCGCUCUCAAGGUAUUCACUUUGCCAGUUUCAACUCCAACUUGAUUUCCAGACGAACGCUGACACUCACCUGAUUGCCGCCCCGACAACUGGAGUCCUUCUGAGCGGUCAGUCGAUGACAAUGCGGGUCGGUGUGACUGAGAAGCACUUUGAUGAAAGCGGCGAUCCCGGAAAGUCCAUCGACAAGGUCCCUCUACUGAUUCACAAUACCCCCUUAAAUAACCUUGCAGCUGGCUAUCGACUACACCUCGAUCCCUCAGCGAUUCUCCUCCUCUAUCUCCUCCUUCUUCCCACGGUUUUUCCAAUCGAACAACCGCCGUCGCCACGCCAUUCGCGUCUUUUACCAGUGA
Messenger RNA from Caenorhabditis sp. 36 PRJEB53466, 1492 nucleotides. Lineage: Eukaryota; Metazoa; Nematoda; Chromadorea; Rhabditida; Rhabditidae. The record is from the annotation of a GenBank genome assembly.